Messenger RNA from Megalops cyprinoides (Indo-Pacific tarpon), 1134 nucleotides. Its product is annotated as olfactory receptor class A-like protein 4. NCBI's taxonomy places the organism in Eukaryota, Metazoa, Chordata, Actinopteri, Elopiformes, Megalopidae. Bases 1 to 1134 code for a protein of 377 amino acids. The transcript is spliced from 2 exons. Gene Ontology annotation, cellular component: membrane. Gene Ontology annotation, biological process: G protein-coupled receptor signaling pathway. The record is from RefSeq and is a predicted model, not a curated record. Gene Ontology annotation, molecular function: G protein-coupled receptor activity.
AUGUCAGAGGUCCUGACUGUGGAUGCCAUUCUGUUUGGGCUGUUGGUGUUCUCGGGGAUUCUGGGAAAUGUGCUGGUCAUCCAUGUGGUGUUUCAGACGGCCCAGGAAAGCGCCUCCCGUCACCUACCCCCAUCCGACGCGAUCCUGGUCAACCUGUGCCUUGCCAACCUGCUGACCUCACUCUUCCGCACGGUGCCCAUCUUCGUCUCGGACCUGGGCCUGCAGGUGACGCUGGCGCCGGGCUGGUGCCGGCUCUUCAUGCUGCUGUGGGUGUGGUGGCGGGCAGUCGGGUGCUGGGUCACGCUGGCCCUCAGCGCCUUCCACUGCAUCACCCUGAAGAGGCAGCGGGUGGCGAUAGGCCCCCUGGCCCAGCAGCGGGAGCGGCAGCGCGUCUGGGUGAUGCUGGGACUCGUGUGGGGGGCCAACCUGGCCUUCUCCCUGCCGGCGCUGGUCUACACCACGCACGUGCACGGCAACGCCACCGUGGAGCUCAUGGUGAUCAGCUGCACCACCCGGCCCCUGCUGGGCUGCGUGUGGGAGUUCCCCACCGAGGAGCAGGGCGCCGCCUUCGCCUCCGCCUCCCUCGCCCUCAACGAGGUGGCCCCUCUGGUGCUCAUGGUGGGGACCAACCUGGUCACCCUCCACGCGCUGGCCAAGCACAUCCGCUCCGUGACAUCCAGCAGCGAGGGGGGCGGGGCACACACCGAGCUGGACCGGCACGUGGCCAGCGAGCGCAAGGCCGGACACGUCAUCAUGUCGCUGGUGACUCUCUUCGUGGUCUGCUGGGCGCUGCAGGUGGCGGCGGUGACCUACUACAACCACGACCGCGGGGAACACGCGGAGGCUCUGCUGACCGUGGCGCACUUCUCCGCCUCGCUGUUCGUGGGAUUCAGCCCCCUGGUGGUGGCGUUAGGACAUGGAAAACUGAGGAGGAAAAUUCACGCCAUGAUCCUGAGGGGGAUUGGCACAAAGAAGCACCAGGGAGCAAGUUCAGAGAAGAAAGUGUCAGGGACCGAGAAUAAGUCACAGUUAGGUGGAAAAACAGAUGUAAUUAAGAAGGAGACAGCGGCUGUGAAGGGAACGGACAAGAUAAUAAGAGUUGGGGAGAAGGGAGCAGCAAUCAGUAAUGGCUAA